Aspergillus nomiae NRRL 13137 is the source of this 1191-nucleotide messenger RNA. Its product is annotated as SMP-30/gluconolactonase/LRE family protein. The record is from RefSeq and is a predicted model, not a curated record. The transcript has 3 exons. The annotation marks the transcript as partial. Lineage: Eukaryota; Fungi; Ascomycota; Eurotiomycetes; Eurotiales; Aspergillaceae.
UUGGUGAGCUUCCCCCCGUUGGCGACAGCUCUCCUGACUCCCUUGCCACUUGAGUUCCAGGAUACAACUGCGCAAUGGGCGUAUUUAUCCUACGAAAACCCCUCGUUUGCCGUACUUGCAGGUGAAUUCAACCGGUCUGCCUUCGUCGCGCAAACCAAAAGCGUGACAUCUGAUCCCGAAGUAACCAAAGCCUUGGAAUAUCUCAACUCCACAGACUUCGUCGCGUACGACGAACGAUUCUUCGAUUUAAUCGGUCCCGAGGCAAGCAUUCGCCGGUUACACGAUCUCCCGUUCCAGACUCACGAGGCGCCGUGCUAUAACCCGUCGACCAAGGAGCUCUUCUUCAUCGAAUGGGGCCCUCCGGGGGGCGACGACGGUUCUCACGAUUGGCAGUACCUCCUGAACACGGAGACUAAUGAGCUGCGCAAGAUUUCGACCAACCCACCCAUUCACAACGUGCACGGAUGCGCAUUCCACAAUGGAUUGUACUAUGUCGUGACGGACGGGAGCCACAAUCAGACUGCGUCGCUGAAUAGAAUCAAUCCAGACACUCUGGAGGUGACUACUUUGCUUAAUAACUACUACGGGUUGCCAUUUCAGGGAUUCAACGACCUUGACAUCGAUUCCGACGGCAAUUUCUGGAUCACCGAUGACCACUAUGGCUGGGGACGAGGAGUCGUACCUUUCACGCCACCUGUGCUCUCUACCGUCUAUUUCGUCAACGGCACCACACUCCGUCCGAGACCCUUCCACGUCACUGAGAACCAGGCCAACGGUAUUGCGUUCUCCCAGGGCCACGACGGCAAGGCGACCAUCUUUAUUUCCCACACGGGCGCCGUGUCCCCGGACAAGAGCCACAGAGAAUACCCUUUCCGACCCCGGACUCUGGAAGCGUAUGAUGUGUCGUACCCGGGUGCAUGGACGAGCGGCCAUCGGCUCGUCAGCGUUCCUAUCUCUUUCGUCUACGACGGUAUCAGAACCACCAGGGGUGGCUGGGUCCUCGCCGGUGCGGGAGAGGGCGUAGAUAUACUCGACCCUCAGACCGGGCUGGCGUUGGGGACCAUUCGCGUGGGCGGGGGGGACUAUGUGGCGGUCAAUACGGCCUUGGGAGAGAAAGAGCUGUGGAUUGUUGGCGCUGGGGGCGUGUGGCAUGUAACUGGCUUUCGUGAGACCCUCACAAGGGGCUUUUAG